CCCAGGGCGGCUUGUGCGAGAGAUUCUGGAACGUGAGCUCAGGCAGGCAAAAUCCGAGGAUGAGGCAGAAUUAACUGAAAUGCUUGCUAUCUUCCCAGUUCAUUUUACUGAUCAGGUUGAUGAUCAGGGCCACCGGAUUGUGGAGUAUAGGCCUCUCUCUUAUCCUGUUCUUACUGAGUUACGGAAAGCUAUUCGAGAUAUGGGAUUGCAAAGCAGUUAUGUACAAGGCAUGCUUGAGGCUGUAAUGCGUAAUCAUACCCUAGUUCCAGAGGAUUGGAAAACCAUGAUUCGCAUGCUUUUAACUCCUGCACAAUAUGUGGUUUGGGAAAGUGAGUUCCGCCAACAGUGUAUAUUAAGAGGCGCCAAUUCUGGCAGAGUUUACACUGCUGAGCAACUCUAUGGGGCAGGAAAUUUUAGUGACCCCAAUCAUCAGCUAGUCUUACCUGCUGACACUCUGGAGGUUUCUUCUAAUGGUGCCUUUUGCGCUUUUCAGCAUGUCCCAUCUUCUGGCAAACCCUCGCAAACCUUUUCCAGCAUUCGCCAAAAAGCUGCUGAGCCUUACACAGACUUUGUUAAUCACCUUCAGGAAGCGCUUACGCGUCAAGUUGAUAAUGCUGAAGCCCAAGAGGAGCUGUUGAUUAGAUUAGCUAAAGAGAAUGCUACCUCUGAAUGCCGAAGGGUUAUCACAGGUCUGGGAAAAAACCCGGAGUUGGCAGAAAUGAUUAGAGCUUGCCAAGAUAUAGGAACUCCCUCACAUCAAGCCUCUCUGCUUGCUGCCGCUCUCCGCCAGGGUGUAAAGUCUGGGGGGAAAUGUUUUAACUGCGGCAAACCUGGUCAUUUUAAAGCAGAAUGUCGGGCUCCUGGGGGUGGAGGUGUAAAACCAAAACCUACCAGCCCAACUGGGAAAGGAAAGCCUCGAACCAAAUGUCCCAAAUGCGGCAAGGGAUUUCAUUGGGCUAGUGAGUGCUGCUCGGGAAACUCCCAGAUGGGCCCGUCUCUGGCCCCAGUCCAAACAGAGGCAAGUCUGAGUUAGAAUCCUUGCCUAAUUCUACUAUUUUCAAUUCCCCAAGGGCCACUAAAGGCAGUGCAGGGAUUGAUCUUUUCCUACAAGCUGAUCUUACUUUCCAGUUCCCCGGAGAAGUGCAAGUCGCACCUUCUCAGCUCUCUGGUCCUUUGCUUCCUGGCCAUCUGGGCCUGAUCUUACCUCGCUCCUCUACUGGAAAAAAGGGAAUCUUUGUAGUCCCUGGGGUUGUUGACUCUGAUUAUGAAGGAGUCAUACAAAUGCAACUGUGGACUAAUUUGCCUCAAACCUUGCCUCAAAAUUCUGCACCCGCUCAGUUAAUUCUUGUCUCCUAUGUCUUGCCCGCAGGGGGAGCUGACCGUGAGCGUGGCACGGGAGGUUUUGGGUCUACCUCCACUGAUUCACUGGUAGGACUGACUACCACUAUCUUCUGCACGCCCUCAGCAACAUAUUUUUAUCCAAGGCCGUAAGUUUAAAGGUCCUUUGUGGGUUCCAGCAAAGUGUGUCCGGCCUGCACAUG
Eublepharis macularius is the source of this 1541-nucleotide messenger RNA. Its product is annotated as endogenous retrovirus group K member 9 Gag polyprotein-like. Gene Ontology annotation, molecular function: zinc ion binding; nucleic acid binding. Bases 80 to 1033 code for a protein of 317 amino acids. Lineage: Eukaryota; Metazoa; Chordata; Lepidosauria; Squamata; Eublepharidae. The transcript has 2 exons. Gene Ontology annotation, biological process: viral process. The record is from RefSeq and is a predicted model, not a curated record.